Messenger RNA from Prunus mume (Japanese apricot), 866 nucleotides. Lineage: Eukaryota; Viridiplantae; Streptophyta; Magnoliopsida; Rosales; Rosaceae. The record is from RefSeq and is a predicted model, not a curated record.
UACCAUCCUCUUCAGGAGUAGUUUCAAGAAUCUUCGCUUUGGUUUUAUAGCUCAGUCAAUUGAUGUAGUAAUUUUUUUUGUGUGUUGUUGUUCUGCAUCUGUUGCUGUAUUUCUGGCCUUGGCCUUGGCUUUCUGUUUUCUUUGCUCCUUUUGUUAGAAAUAAAGAUUUUUCAGUACAUUGUGAUGGGCCUCGACGCUCCUCUUAUUACAAGUGUCUUCUUCAGCCUAUAUAUUUGGUGUGCAGCUGCUGAUCCUGCAGAUCCAGGAGUUUUUAGAUCAAAGAAAUAUCUCAAGAUUCCAGCCGAUGAAAAGCAUACUAGAAGAAAAGAUUCUAAACUAUGUGGAGAAUCAACAUCAUCAAUGCAAGAUGCUAAUACUGUAACAGUUGUAGGCAAACUUCUGGAUAAGGAUGUUCUGGGCAAAGAAGCGACUUCAAAAAUGUCCACCAGUGAUAGUGGAAAGAAGAACGCAUCUGAAACUUCGUCUUGCAUCCUGUUGGCUUGCUUUUCACCCCUAUGGUUACUUCUCUACUCUUGUCAAUCUUCGAGGCAUGACUUACUGCCUCAAAUGAACCUCAGUUUCUCCUAACUGGGAUUGGAUACAAGGAUCUUAUUUUCUCCAUUCAGCUAUAUCUAUGGAAUUCUCUUUAAAAUAUGGAUGACAGUUUGCCAAUAUUCCAUAAGCAAUCAACUGUUAACUUGAUGGUCUUCUAAUCAAUGUCAAAAAUAGUAAACUACUCCUGGUCUUACAUUUUAUCCUAUAUUUUCUGCCAUCAUUCCCAAAAGCAACAAACCAGAACCUAAAGAUCACCUCAGAGUAAGCGUUUUUAUUUUAGUUAGCUAUUGACAUGUAUGUAUAAUGUACUG